AUGCCGCUGUUAUCGCCGCCGCCACCGCCGGCUCCCAGGGACGGAAGCUCGCGACGGCUGAGUCGGAUCCGAAGGAGACGAUCCAGGAGGAGGAACUGGGCGGCUCUGCCGCUGGACGCGCUGCUGCACGUCUUCCACAAGCUGGACCAUGUCGACCUCAUGUUCGGCGGCGCGUCGAGGGCGUGCCGGUCCUGGCGCAGCGCCGCGCGCGAGCCCGAGCUGUGGCGCCGCAUCGACUUGCGCGGACACUCCCUGCUCUUCCGCGAGACUAUCAGCCUCAACAGGAUGGCGCGGUUUGCCAUCUGGUUCAGCUCUGGGCAGUGCAUGGAGUUCAUGGGCGAUGAUGACUACGUCGAUGAGGACCUCAUCCUUUUCCUAGGCAAUCAGUAA
Molecule: messenger RNA, 390 nt
Organism: Lolium rigidum
Lineage: Eukaryota; Viridiplantae; Streptophyta; Magnoliopsida; Poales; Poaceae
Product: putative F-box/LRR-repeat protein 22
Exons: 1
Coding region: 1-390 (129 amino acids)
Molecular function (GO): protein binding
Source: RefSeq, a predicted model, not a curated record